Galdieria sulphuraria is the source of this 1142-nucleotide messenger RNA. RefSeq names its product MFS transporter, SP family, sugar:H+ symporter. Gene Ontology annotation, biological process: transmembrane transport. The record is from RefSeq and is a predicted model, not a curated record. Gene Ontology annotation, cellular component: membrane. Gene Ontology annotation, molecular function: myo-inositol:proton symporter activity. Bases 134 to 1096 code for a protein of 320 amino acids. Lineage: Eukaryota; Rhodophyta; Bangiophyceae; Galdieriales; Galdieriaceae. The transcript has 2 exons.
GAUUUCUUGGAUUGUGAGGCAACUUGGAUUUGUUUAAAUGAGGGAAACGCAGUUUCUAAAAAAUUAUUUUAUUCUCUUCGUUGUUUAAGUUGAAUUCGCAAAUAGCACCGUCAGAAUCUUAUAGAAAAGAGAUAUGACGUCUUCUUUAAAGUCUUCUACCAUAAACAAUGAUAUCGAAGAGACAAUGGAUAUGCAAGAGCUUUCUAAGAGUCAUGAAUCUUUGGAGAUGAUGGAUAAGGAACUACGCCGUCUGGAAGAAGAAAGUAUUAAUAAGCCGUUCGGUCUAUUCAUUUGGAAAAAUCCAAAGGUUUUCACUGCAGUGUUAGCAUGCUUUGCAAGCACUGGUGGAUUACUGUAUGGUAUAGACCUUACUCUUAUCAGUGGAGCCAAUCUUUACUUCCCCCAAGACCUACAUUUGUCUAGCGGACAGGAAUCACAAGUUGUUAGUUUUAUGCCGUUAGGAGGCGUCUUGGGAGCCUUGAUGAUUUAUUUGUUGAAUGAGUCUCUUGGAAGAAAACCAACUAUUAUGAUAGCGGCAGCAUUUUAUACGGUAGGAGGAAUAUUGGAGGCAGCAUCGCAAUCCUAUGGCAUGCUUAUUAGCGCUAGACUCAUUGUGGGAAUCGGAGUAGGCAUUGAAUUGGGCUCUGUCCCUAUGUACAUUGCUGAGUGUUCUACGAAACGAUGGAGAGGUGGUUUGGUAUCCCUCUACCAACUUAUGAUCAACUUUGGAAUGCUACUUGGCUAUGCAGAUUCUGCUAUUUUUCAUGGAGUUUCAGGGAAUUGGAGAUACAUGCUGGGGUCUUGCUGCCUUUUCUCUAUUAUUUUACUAAUAGGAAUGAUAUUUUUCCCAGAAAGCCCAAGAUGGCUCAUGAGACGAGGAAGAAAAAUAGACUCAUACCUUACCUGGAAAAAGAUUCGUGGUUUCGAGGAUAGAGAGGAGAAGGAAGAAUUUUUCUACAUGGAAGAAGUUGUUACGGAGGAACGAGACGAAGCUGCGAGAAGAGUUGUUUGGAAAGACUUUCUUACAAAGCCUCGUUGUAGAAGAGCAGCUGUUGUGUCCUUGGUUUAUAUGAUUCUCACCCAAUUUAGGAAUUAGCUCCAUAAGCUAUUACAUGAGCACUUUAAUGGAAAAAUCUGGACUG